Orbicella faveolata is the source of this 661-nucleotide messenger RNA. RefSeq lists its product as uncharacterized. The record is from RefSeq and is a predicted model, not a curated record. Lineage: Eukaryota; Metazoa; Cnidaria; Anthozoa; Scleractinia; Merulinidae.
GUGGCACACCCCUAAAAAUUGGUGUGGCACACCACUACAAAUUGGUGUCGCACAUCUCUACAAAAUGGGGUGGCACACCUCUACAAAUUGGUGUGGCACACCUCGACAAAAUGGGGCAGCACACCUCUACAAAUUGCUGUGGCACACCACUACAAAUUGCUGUUGCACACCGCUACAAACUGCUUUGGCACACCACCACAAAUUGCUGUGGCACACCACGACAAUACAAAUUGCUGUGGCACACCACUACAAAUUGGUUUGGCACACCUCUACAAAUUGCUGUUGGACACCACUACAAAUUUGGCACACCCCUAAAAAUUGGUGUGGCACACCACUACAAAUUGGUGUCGCACAUCUCUACAAAAUGGGGUGGCACACCUCUACAAAUUGGUGUGGCACACCUCGACAAAAUGGGGCAGCACACCUCUACAAAUUGCUGUGGCACACCACUACAAAUUGCUGUUGCACACCGCUACAAACUGCUUUGGCACACCACCACAAAUUGCUGUGGCACACCACGACAAAUUGGUAUUGCACACCACUACAAAUUGCUGUGGCACACCGCUACAAAUUGCAAAUUGCUGUGGCACACCACUACAAAUUGGUUUGGCACACCACAAAUUGGUUUGGCACACCUCUACAAAUUGCUGUUGGACACCAC